AUGGGAAAUAAGAGAAAGCAUAUUGAGACACAGGUCAUUGAACCUGCAAAGAAAGAAGAAAGUGCAUCAGAAAGACCCAAAAGGACACUCUUUGGUUGGAAAGACAAAACUGAAGAGAAAGAAACUGACCCUGUGCCUCCUCAUCAGGGUAGUUUUAGAAAUAAAGAGAAAGUCUUGGUUACUUGUUCAAGGCGUAUCAAUUUCAGGUAUAGGCACUUGAUGUUGAAUUUGGUGUCACUUUUGCCACAUUGUAAGAAGGAUAGUAAGGUUGAGUCUUCAAGUACUAAAGCCGCGACGCUGAAUGAGCUUGUUGAGUUAAAGAAUUGUUCUUCCGCUUUGUUCUUUGAGUGCAGGAAACAUAAAGAUUUGUAUCUAUGGAUGGCCAAGUGCCCUAGUGGUCCAUCCGUGAAAUUCUUAGUCAAUGCCGUGCACACAAUGGAAGAAUUGAAGCUUACAGGAAAUCAUCUGAAAGGGUCAAGGCCUCUCUUGACUUUCUCAGCUAAUUUUGAUAAAGAUGUCCACUGGAAACUCAUGAAGGAGAUGAUCAUUCAGAUUUUUGGGACUCCAAAAGAUCACAGGAAGGCUAAGCCUUUUUAUGACCAUGUCUUUGUUUUCUCCAUUGUUGAUGACCAUAUAUGGUUUAGGAAUUACCAGACAUCUGUCCCUCAUAACGAAACAGAUAAAAUAGCCCGAGGAGGCCUGGAUAAGAUGACCCUUGUUGAGGUUGGUCCAAGAUUUUGCUUGAACCCUAUCAAAAUUUUUGGUGGCAGCUUUGGAGGCCCAACAUUGUAUGAGAAUCCAUUUUUUGUAUCCCCUAACCAGAUUCGAGCACUGCAGAAAAAGAAGAAGGCUGGAAAGUUCGCCAAGAAAGUCAAAGCCAAGACAAGGAGGAAGAUGCACGAGCAAUCAAACCCACUGGAGCCUGAUGAAUUUGCAGACAUGUGGAAGGAAUGA
Messenger RNA from Dovyalis caffra, 954 nucleotides. The record is from the annotation of a GenBank genome assembly. NCBI's taxonomy places the organism in Eukaryota, Viridiplantae, Streptophyta, Magnoliopsida, Malpighiales, Salicaceae.